Drosophila navojoa is the source of this 1583-nucleotide messenger RNA. RefSeq names its product vacuole membrane protein 1. NCBI's taxonomy places the organism in Eukaryota, Metazoa, Arthropoda, Insecta, Diptera, Drosophilidae. The record is from RefSeq and is a predicted model, not a curated record.
UAUCAUAUAUUUCAAUACGGGCUCGUUCAGUCGGUAGAAAGAAAUUAUAAUAUUAACAAGCAUUUGUUUUUGUACUUUUAGUGAGAUGAGAAGAAGGAUGUCUUCUAAUGCUGAGGCUUGCUUAGCUAGCUCCGCCACAAAAGAUGCAGUCCAUGAAAAGGAUUGCUUGGAGUGCAAGUCUUUGGUGGUUUGGCGGCGACCAUUGAAAACUCUGCAGUACAGCAUCCAAGAGCUGUUCGGAAUGUUGAUUGACCUUGGAUCGCGCCUCUUGAACCGCCGUUUCUUGGGAAGCCUGCUGGCCCUGAUGAUUAUCUACGAAUUGCCAGGACCGCAUGCAUCCUAUAUGGAGAUGGGACGUCAAAAUCUCGGCUUUAUCGUUUACUGGAUGGGCCUGGGCCUGUUGUCCUCGGUGGGCUUUGGCACUGGGCUGCACACAUUUCUGUUGUAUCUGGGACCGCAUCUGGCUGCCGUUACUCUGGCCGCCUACGAAUGCCACUCACUGGACUUUCCGGUGCCGCCGUAUCCGGAUCAGAAGAUAUGUCCAAAGGAGCCAUACAUACGCGAAAUGCCGAACAUCUGGCAGAUCUUGUCAAAGGUGCGCACCGAGACAAUGUUCUGGGGCGUGGGCACAGCCCUGGGUGAGCUGCCGCCUUACUUCAUGGCCAGGGCGGCGCGUCUCUCCGGCAAGUCUCUGCUGCAGGAGGAGAGUCAGCCGGAGCAGUCGAAGCGUCUGACUUUAUUUGGCAAGAGCAAGCUCCUGGUGGAGCGCGUGGUGCUGCGCAUCGGGUUCUUUGGCAUUCUGCUGUGUGCCAGCGUGCCGAAUCCGCUCUUUGAUCUAGCUGGAGUGGCCUGCGGCCAUUUCCUCGUGCCCUUCUGGAAGUUCUUUGUGGCCACGCUGAUCGGGAAGGCGGUGUUCAAGUCCAACAUACAGCAGCUGAUAGUGAUUGUGGCAUUCAGCGACGAUCUGAUUGGGGUUCUGGUCAAGGCCCUCGGCCAGGUGCCCUUCAUUGGCUCCAAAAUCCAGGCACCCCUCCACAACCUGUUGACCUCCACCAAGCAGCGCAUGCACCUCAAGAUGAGCGAUGAUAAGCAAGAGAGCGACGCCGCGUACACUGGGUUAGGUAUAGUGGCGCAUGUCUUCCAGCUGGUGGCCCUCUUCAUUGUGGUCUACUUUGCGGUCUCGGUGCUGAACGCCCUGGCCCAGAAGCGUUGCAAGCGACUGCAGCUGGAGAAGAUAGAGAAGGACGAGCUUGCCCAGAAAGCUGAGAGAGACGAGAAAGAUGAUCCCCCAGAGACGACAUACAGAGGUUUGCCUAAAAUUGUGGAGGAGACUAUUGAGGAAAUCAAUGCCUAACACAAUCACAAAUAUACACAUCUGGAGAGCCUUUCACAUAUCCUGAAUAUACAUAUGUUAUAUAUCAUGAAGAUCAAAUUGGCAUUUAUUGUAUGGACGGACGCUGGAACUGGAAUCGGAUUCAAAUAAAACAUGCAAUUGAAAUUUGUUGUAUUGUUUAUUUCAUUAUCAUUCGUUCUGUUUUGAAUUUGGAUUUCUAUUGUUCUUGAAAUGUAAUUCAAUGCCAUCA